This is a messenger RNA of Adelges cooleyi (spruce gall adelgid), 1528 nucleotides long. RefSeq names its product CAAX prenyl protease 2 (gene Sras). Gene Ontology annotation, cellular component: endoplasmic reticulum membrane. Lineage: Eukaryota; Metazoa; Arthropoda; Insecta; Hemiptera; Adelgidae. Gene Ontology annotation, molecular function: metalloendopeptidase activity. The coding region runs from base 280 to 1170 and encodes 296 amino acids. The record is from RefSeq and is a predicted model, not a curated record. The transcript is spliced from 7 exons. Gene Ontology annotation, biological process: CAAX-box protein processing.
UAUUGAGUUGUUUCUAGUAUAUUUUGUUGUGUUUGUGUAUAGUAUUAUUAUGUUUCCAUUACAUUUAUUUCAGUAUAAUAUCGGUCUUAUUAUUAGUGAAAUGUUGCUAUAGGAUUAUUUUAAAUUGUGUAGCCUUUUUUUUUUUAGUAUAGGUUAGUAAAUAUAAACAAAAUCAUUAUUUGUCUUGCAAAGCACUGAAUUUAAAUUACUUUCCGAACUACUAAUAGAAAAAUAAAUAAUUUUUAAAUAUGUAUCCAGGAAAUUAAAAGAAAAUGUAACAUGAAUACAAAUAAUAUAAACUACCAUUGUCCGUAUCCAAAAUGUGUUUUGGAGAGUUUUUCAUUGUCUGUGAUUUACGUUUCUAGUUUAUAUGUAUGGAAUUCUCAACUCGCAAGAGAUCAUCCAACGACUAUAAAAAAACGAUUUCUCAGCGUCUUGUUCAUGUUGAUAAUCUCGCCAACGUACACAUGGUAUUUCAUUCAUGACAAAACUCAAGUUCCAAUUUGGUAUUGGCUGGGCUUGAAAUGGGAAGGGCUGUUUGUAUCGGCAGCUGCUUCACUUUUAUUAACAAGCGUUUUGUUCUUAGGUUCUAUUUGUUUGAUUUUCUGUAAAGAUUUUCAUUAUCAAGAUGUACUCAGUAUCGAAAGAAUGAAGUCUAAUUUUACCGAUUUAAUAUGGUUAAGAAACUACAUAGUAGCGCCCAUAUCAGAAGAGUUCACGUUUAGAGCUUGUAUAAUACCGCUAUUACUGCAAUGUUUUUCACCUUUAACAACUAUACUGAUUUGUCCUAUAUUUUUUGGAGCUGCUCAUUUCAACCAAUGGCUAGAGCGAAUGCGUGCCGGUAUACCGUGUCUUGAAGCAUUUGUCAUGUCAGUGUUCCAGUUUAUGUAUACGACAAUAUUCGGAGCGUAUUCAGCGUUAUUAUUUAUAUCCACUGGCAACAUCAUCGCACCAAUAUUGGCUCACAAAUUCUGUAAUCACAUGGGAUUUCCAGAUUUUCGAGAGAUGAUUCAAUUCCCCGAGCCUAAGCGCAGCAUUUUACUGAUCGUCUCGAUGACUGGAUUGAUUUUGUGGGGUUUCCUCAUAGUUUAUGCUACCGAACCAUGGAUUUAUUCCAAUCACAUGGAUUGGUCCGAAAUGAACAACUGUAACGAGACUAAUUCACUUUAACAAUCAACUCAAAUAUCAUGUAUACAAAUUUUGUAAAUAUAAAAUUUGUUUAUUUACAUUCACACAAAAUGUUAGCCAUGACAUUUUGGCAAAAUUUUAACAUUAUAAUUACAUUGUUUAAAAAAUAUCUUACUAUACAUAUUUUUUUAGAACAAAUAAGACUGGAAUAUAAGACGUAACUUAUCAAGGGUUGUAAAUAUAUUUUUCAAGAAUAUAAUUAAGUCAAAAUGGUUUCUCGCAUUAAAAAAAAGAAAUUAUUAAAUGCAGAGAUAAUAAAUUAUUAAUAUUUUAAAAAAAACCUAACACGUAAUUUAUAUUGUAUAACAAAAAAAAAAAAAAUUAGAUCAAAUUUCUUGUA